AUGCAGCACCCGCCUUCUCUGGUGCUGCUAGGCGCCGUUUCCUCCCUCGCCGCCGUUGCUGCUGGCAGCUUGCCGCGCGGCGUAGGGCCCGAGUUUGCCUCCCACUACCAAGACAAGACCGAAUUCAGCUGCAUCUCAGACGUGUCCAUCACUCUGAGCUCGGACCGCGUCAACGACAACACCUGUGACUGUCCGGAUGGCUCCGACGAACCUGGCACCGCUGCGUGUGCACACAUCGACCCUCUUUCUCCCCCGCAACCGCUUCCCGGCUCCGGAUCAGUCUCGGCCAAGGCCCAGCCGGUGCUUCCCGGGUUCUGGUGCGAGAACAAGGGCCACAUUGGCUCCUACGUACCAUUCCUCUACGUCAACGACGGCGUGUGCGACUACGACCUCUGCUGCGACGGCUCCGAAGAAUAUGGCCACGUGGGGGGCGUCAAGUGCGAGAACCGCUGUGUCGAAGCCGGCAAGGAAUACAAGCGGCUGGCGGCCGAGAAGAAGCAAAAGAUGCAGAGGGCCAUCAAGCAGCGGAACGCUCUGCUGAGCGAGGCCCAGCAGCUCCGCCAGAAAGCCGAAGCCAAAAUCGUCCAGUUGAACGCCGAAAUCAAGAGCCUUGACGCGAAAAAGGCCGAGCUGCAAAAGAAGUACGCCGCAGCUCAACUCCAGGACCGGGGCAGAGUCGUGAAGAGCCAGGGGGCCGGAGGCAAGCUCGGUGUCCUUGUUGGAGUGGCCAAGCCCCGGGUGAAUGAGCUGCGCAACACGCUCGACAAGGUUCUGGGCCAGCGGAAUAAUCUGCGUUCCCGGGUGGAGGAGUUGGAGUCUAUUCUCCGGAAGUUCAAGGACGAAUACAACCCCAACUUCAACGAUGAGGGCGUAAAGUCCGCGGUCAAGUCUUGGGAGGACUAUGCUGCCAGGGAAGCCGACACUGUUCAUGAACAAGUUGUCGACUCUGACGUCGACGAGAUUCUCAAAGAGGACAGUGAGAGCAGUGGCAUUAACUGGGCUGAGUUUGAGGGCGGCGAGGAGGGUUCCGAUACUGAUAUCUUGUAUAAAUUUGAGGCCUAUCUGCCUGGCUUCCUUCACGGAUUCGUCCACGACACAGCUACCGCUGUAAGACUGUGGCUCAUUCAGAACGGUGUCCUGGCCGACAAUAGUCCUUCCGGGGCAGAGUCGCAGGUGGUCAAGGCCGCUCGUGAGGCGGCUGAAGCAGCCGAGAGGGAGCUUCAAGACAAGAUUCGCGAUCGCGACAGCGAGACGGAGGACCUCGAGAAGGACUACGGACCCUCUGACAUCUUGCGCGGCAUCAAGGGCAAGUGCAUCAGCAUCGAUGCCGGUGAGUACGAGUACGAGCUCUGCUAUCUCGACAAGACGAUGCAGAAAUCCAAGAAGGGUCACGGACACACCAACAUGGGCAACUUUGUCCGCAUCGAUUGGCAGCUGGCCGACGACGAGGAGAGACUGGAUGGGAAGAGCCUCGGCAAGGGCGAGCGCAUGGUGCUCAAGUACGAAGACGGGCAGCAGUGCUGGAACGGUCCCCGACGAAGCACCGAGGUUUGGCUUGGAUGUGCAGACAAGGAGGAGCUCUGGCGGGUCAGCGAGGCCGAGAAGUGCGUGUACAAGAUGGAAGUUGGCACUCCGGCCGCCUGCGAUGGCCGGGAGCCGCGACAGGAGAAGAAGGACGAGCUGUAG
Molecule: messenger RNA, 1686 nt
Organism: Metarhizium album ARSEF 1941
Lineage: Eukaryota; Fungi; Ascomycota; Sordariomycetes; Hypocreales; Clavicipitaceae
Product: glucosidase 2 subunit beta precursor
Exons: 3
Coding region: 1-1686 (561 amino acids)
Biological process (GO): N-glycan processing
Cellular component (GO): glucosidase II complex
Source: RefSeq, a predicted model, not a curated record